CUCCGGAAGCGAGGCCAGGGAUUCGGAGUGUGUGAGGAUCGGCAGCGGCGGCGGCGGUGGGGGCGGUGUGGGUGGGGGCGGGGGCGGGAUGCGCUCCCCGGCCCCUCUAGCCCCGUGGAGGUACAACUCGAAGGUGUAAAGAAGCCGCGACCAACUGGAACUGAAGUGUGCCGAGGGUCCUGGACCUCACUUCCGGGAGAGGCGGAGCAUGUACAGGAAGAGGCGGUAUCUGGGACUUUGCCCGCCCCUUCGUGGCUCCGGACACGCUUCUGUGGCGUCAUUACGCUGUCACCCCGUCCACCUGCCUCCUGCGCUGACCGCUUAGCGCUGUGAGACGUCGCGACCUGUGACGUCAUGCGGGCGCCUCAUAUCUUCAACUCCAGAAUGGGAUCCUGGAAAGGCAGUGUCUGGCGCCUGACCCGAAACCUUUGCUUCCCGUCCCGCCUGCAGAGCUGAACCCAGCCCGGGUUCUCUACUGGCGUGGUAGUGAUCGUGGAUCCCUCAUCGCGUUCUCGCAUUCUGCUCCGACUGAACCCCAGGAUGCCGGGCGUCUCCGCCCGGGGACUCUCUCUGGAGGAGAGGAGGCAGCUAGCUGUGAAACUCACCCGUGUCCUGGCGCUCUACCGUUCCAUCCUGGAUGCCUACAUCAUCGAAUUUUUCACAGACAACCUGUGGAGCACGCUCCCUUGCUCAUGGCAGGAAGCACUGGAUAGACUGAACCCCCCACAGCUGGCCACACUGCUACUGGGGAUGCCUGGGGAAGGGGAAGUGGUCAGGUACAGGUCGGUGUGGCCACUCACCCUGCUGGCCCUGAAGUCCACAGCCUCUGCCCUGGCUUUUACCCGGACACCUGGAUUCCAGACCCCUUCAGAGUUCCUGGAGAACCCCAGCCAGAGCUCCCGACUGACACCUCUGUUCCGGAAGCAUGUCAGGCCCAAGAAGCAGCAUGAGAUCCGGAGGCUGGGAGAGUUGGUGAAGAAGCUGAGUGACCUCACAGGUUGCACCCAGGUUGUGGACGUAGGCUCAGGCCAGGGCCACCUCUCCCGCUUCAUGUCUCUGGGGUUGGGGCUGCUGGUGAAGAGCAUCGAAGGGGAUCAGAGACUGGUGGAGAGAGCCCAGCGCCUGGAUCAGGAGCUCCUGCUGGCUCUGGAGAAAGAGAAGAAGAGGACCCCGCAGGUGGUCCAUGCUGGCCCCCGCCACCCCCCUCACCACGUGGUUAGGUGGGUGGACCCCACAGCUCUGUGUGAGGAGCUUCUGCUUCCACUGGAGCCGGCACCUCAGGGUGGGGCCCGCCUGCUGCUAACAGGCCUCCAUGCCUGUGGGGACCUGAGUGUAGCCUUACUGAGACACUUCUCCUGCUGCCCUGAUGUGGCAGCCCUGGCCUCCGUGGGCUGCUGCUACAUGAAGCUGAGUGACCCCGGUGGCUACCCGCUCAGCCAGUGGGUGGCCGGGUUGCCUGGCUGUGAACUGCCCUACAGGCUGCGGGAGGGGGCCUGCCAUGCCCUGGAGGAAUAUGCUAAGCGGCUGCAUAAAGCAGGUCCUGGCCUCCGAACCCACUGCUAUCGCGCAGCGCUGGAGACUGUCAUCCGCUGUGCUCAGCCCGAGCUCCGUCGGCCAGGCGUGCAGGGGAUCCCCCGGGUCCAUGAGCUCAAGAUUGAAGAAUACGUGCAGCGGGGGCUGCAGCGAGUGGGGCUGGACCCCCAGUUGCCCCUGAAUCUGGCUGCCCUUCAGGCCCACCAGGCCCAGGAGCACCGUGUGGUAGCCUUCUUCAGCUUAGCCCUCCUCCUGGCCCCACUGGUGGAGACACUGAUUCUGCUGGACCGGCUGCUGUACCUGCAGGAGCAGGGCUUUCAUGCUGAGCUUCUGCCCCUCUUCAGCCCUGAACUCUCUCCCAGAAACCUGGUUCUGGUGGCCACCAAGACACCCCUGGGUCAGGCCUUCUCUGUCCUGGAGACUGAAGACAGCUGACAAAGCCUGAGGAAGGGCACAUCUCGGAUCCCAUCUGGAACCACCCAGCACUAGUGGGUGGCAGAGUCUGCACGUCCUCACCCAGAGCACCAGCACCCUGUGUCCUUCCUGGAAUCUUGGUCCCUGCAAGUCUUCAGUGUCAUACCCUUU
Trichechus manatus latirostris (Florida manatee) is the source of this 2118-nucleotide messenger RNA. RefSeq names its product methyltransferase like 25B (gene METTL25B). Gene Ontology annotation, biological process: rRNA modification. The record is from RefSeq and is a predicted model, not a curated record. Bases 541 to 1968 code for a protein of 475 amino acids. Lineage: Eukaryota; Metazoa; Chordata; Mammalia; Sirenia; Trichechidae. Gene Ontology annotation, molecular function: rRNA (adenine-N6,N6-)-dimethyltransferase activity. The transcript is spliced from 8 exons.